AUGUAUGGAAAAGGAAGUGUCACUGAAGAAUUAAUUAAAAGUUUUCCACCAGGAGGAAACAGUUAUGAGAAAGCUAUAGAACAAUUGAAAUUACGUUACGGCCGAGAAGAAUUACUUAUACAAGUGUAUGUUAGAGAUCUUUUAUCAUUGGUUCUUCAAAAGCAGAAUAUGCCGAAAAAAUCUCUAAGAAAUCUUUAUGAUUUAUUGGAAACAAAGCUCCGUGCGCUUGAGAUAUUAGGAGUAACAAGGGAUAAAUAUGCGGCGAUGCUUUUCCCACUUGUUGAGUCUGCUUUACCUGAGGAAACACUUCUAGCCUGGGAACGGUAUAGAUCUACAAAUCGUAAAUCACAUGAUGAGGAAAAUCAAAAUAGUAAAACUACUACAAAAACUGAUCUAGAUUCAAUUCUUGAGUUUCUUCAAGAUGAAGUACAAGCAGAGGAACGUAUAAUUUUAGCCUCACAAAACUUUGGAUUUGAUACCAAGCCUAAUUUUAAAUCAUUCAAGGAGAAAAAGGCUGCAAAUAAUAAACACAAAUAUGGGGACACUCGUCAAAUAGCUAGUGCAGCUGAUCUUUUAACUUCGUCGAAAGAACAAAGACAGUGUAUAUUUUGCCACAAUUUACAUAAUUCCACUGACUGUUUGAAGGUACGGAAAAUGCCGAUGAAGGACAGAGAGAAUCUUGUUGAGAAAUCAGGUUGUUGUUUCCUGUGCUUAAAACCGGGUCACCAAGUUCGUAAAUGUUAUUCAAAAGUAACUUCUUUAGGCUGUGGAAAAAGACAUCACAUUAUACUCUGUCACAACGUAAACCAACGAACAUCUUUCUCUACUGGAAAAGAAACUGCAGAAGUAGAUAGUCUUCAGAAUGGUGAUCAAGCGCUUGCAAAUGUAUCCAAAAGUCCUAGUGUUAUGCUACUAACCUUAACAGUUUUCAUCAGAGGUGAUGCGAGAAAACGGAAGGCAAGAGCCAUCAUAGACACUGCUUCGCAGCGCUCUUACGUUUUAAAAAAUACUGCUAGAGAGAUGAAAUAUAAAAGGGAAAGCUGGGAAUAUCAUCAACAUUCUCUGUUUGGUGGAGAAAAUACAGGAGUGUGCAAGCACGAUGUGUUUUUACUGAGUCAACCUGUUAUCUGUGAAAGUGUCCCACCGACAAUUCCUGCAAUUCAUUUAAAGGAACUUAAUGACUAUGGUAUUCAUGUGAACGAUGAUUAUGACGGUCCUUUCGAAAUAUUAAUAGGAGCUGAUGUAGCUGGAAAACUCAUUACCGGUGGUUGCAAAUCUUUAUCUUGUGGCUUAACAGCAAUGGAAACACGUUUAGGAUGGACCAUUAUGGGACGAAUACCCCAGAUUUUUUCAAAAGAAAAUGGAAUCUCAGUUGCUAAUUCUAUGCUUUCUACUACUAGAACAAUAACAGAAUUGUGGACUCUUGACUCCCUUGGAAUUACUGAUCCAUCGGAUAGGAAAACUAAAGAAGACUUGCAUGAAUCCGCCAGAGAGCAUUUUCUUAAAACAGUUCAGGUUGACAAAGACAAUCGUUUUGUGGUACAUUUACCAUGGCUGGAAGAUCAUCCUCCACUGCCUGACAAUUUUAAUUUGGCUUUAAAGAGACUGGACAAUACUGUACGAAAGUUAAAAGAAGAAAAUCUGUAUGACGAUUAUAAUCAAAUAUUUGAAGAAUGGGCAAGAGAGGGUAUAAUUGAGGAAGUUCCUAAGCACGAGAUUCAUUUGCUGGCUCAUUAUUUACCCCAUAGACAUGUCGUGAAAGAAAAUAGCACGACGAGAAUCAGACCUGUGUUCGAUGCUUCGGCGAAAGUGAAAGCCUCCCCCAGCUUAAAUGAUUGUCUGGAGAAAGGAAUAAAUCUUGUAGAAUUGAUUCCUACUCUAUUAACGAGGUUUCGGAUGAACAAGUUUGGAGUCACAGCAGACAUCCGUAAAGCUUUUUUACAAAUUCGCCUUAAAGAAAAUGAUAAAGAUUUUUUAAGAUUUCUUUGGUAUAACGAAAAAAAUGAGCUGAAAUACUUUAGACACUGCCAUGUCGUCUUCGGAAUUUGUAGUAGUCCGUUCUUGCUUAAUUCUGUAAUCCAGUACUAUCUAGAAAUGAUUUUGGAGGAAGCACAAAUGGGUAACUCAAAAUAUCCUGCUGGUGUAGAGAAACUGAAAAAUAGUUUCUAUGUGGACAAUUGUCUAACUAGUUUACAAACUGAGACUGAGUUACACGAGUUCAUUCAAGUGGCUAAAGAUGUUAUGCUAGAAAGGAAGCUCGACCUAAGAGGGUGGGAGCAUAAUUAUUCCCACUCCUCAACAGAAGAGGUUUCCUGUGUGACAAAUAAAAUUGUCCCAGUAUUAGGCCUGCAAUGGUCUUUAAACUCGGAUACACUUUCUGUAAAUUUAAAAGAAGAUUGUGAAGAUAAUGGACCUGUUACUAAAAGGAAAAUACUAUCAGAAGUCCAUAAAAUUUUCGACCCUAUUGGAUAUACUUGUCCAGUUACCUUAUACCCGAAAUUGUUGUUACAAAAACUGUGGCAAAUGAAAAAAAAUUGGGAUUCCGAAUUGCCAACAGAAAUCUCUAAGAAGUUCAAAAGGUGGAGAAAUCAGUUGGGUCUACUUAGGAAAAUUGUUAUCCCUAGAUGUUUAAUAAAAGAUCCUGAUAAUGUUGGCAGUUUAAAUAUACACGUGUUUUGUGACGCAAGCAAAACAUCUUAUGCUACCUGCAUAUAUUUAAAAAGUGAAAGUAAAAACUUGACUUCAUGUCAGUUGGUUCAAGCACGGAGUAAGGUAGCUCCGCUGAAAGCUAUUACAAUUCCUAGACUAGAGCUGUUAGCUUGCUCUAUUGGUACCAGACUGGUGCAAAGAGUUAUUGAAGAUUUAAAAGUAGGAAAUAUUCCAGUUUUCUUUUGGACUGACUCCAGUACCGCCUUGUGUUGGAUAAAAGGUAGCGAAAACUGGACACCAUUUGUAUAUAACAGGAUACGAGAAAUUAGAUUGGCGAGUAAACCCGAAAAUUGGCAUUAUGUACCUGGAUCGAUCAAUCCGGCGGAUCUACCAUCCAGAGGUUGUUCCGUUCGACAGCUCUCGGAGACAGAGUGGUGGCAUGGUCCUCCUUGGCUCUAUUACCCAUCUGAUAAAUGGCCUAGAUCUGAAUUCUCCGUAAAUGAAGAAGAAGUGUUGAAAGAAAAGAGAAAGGAAAUAGUAUCAUCUAUGGUGAGCCUUCAAAAAAACUGA
Molecule: messenger RNA, 3219 nt
Organism: Argiope bruennichi
Lineage: Eukaryota; Metazoa; Arthropoda; Arachnida; Araneae; Araneidae
Exons: 2
Coding region: 1-3219 (1072 amino acids)
Source: RefSeq, a predicted model, not a curated record